AUGGUGCUUCCAUUCGAAUGCAUCGAAACUCUUUGCGCGAACGGUUGGUGCACUACUGUUGAAGAUGCCGAUCCAAGCUGUCCCAGGAUGUGCAAGAAGCACAUCUCUAACCCCAAAUGGACUUUCGGGACGGUGAUGAAACAGAUUGGCAACGAAGCAAAGGGUAUUCGAAGUAUUCUUACAGUAGAAAGUGAGGAAGAGGAAUCACUUCUUGCAAACGUCGAUGAGGAGUCUAUUACCAAUCCGGAUGUGCGCAGUUGGAUGAAUCAACUGAAGGUCGAUCCAAAAAGCAUUUGUUUUGAGCAUAUUCGUGCUCUUGAUAUCGAUGCGAGGGGAGCUGCUUCCGAUAAGAAGAUAAUGAGGAAAGCAGGAUUUCCGGUGGAUGAAGAACCUUUUGAGAAUGUGUAUUCUCCACAUUCACAAAUACAUUCUUCAAAGGGUGGUGAGGAUGUGCAUACUCCCUGUUCACAGAGACAGGGAGAAGGGGAUGAAGAUGUGGGUAGUAGAAGCUCAUCAACGAGUCAUUACUACGCCGGCAAGGAUAUGCCUUAUCAUUUUAAAGCUCGUGCUGAGGCUGUGCGUAGUGAAGAAAGUGAUGACGAGGGCGAUGCAGUGUCUAAUACUCCUCCCAGAGCCCUAGAAGGGGGGGUUGCAAGUCCAAAGGUUCUUGAGGAAAAUGUACAAGGAGAAAAUGAUGAAGGGAUGGCUGGAAACCCUAUGGAAGUGGACUUUGCUACCCAAGGCAUCGAGUCAGCUGCUGCCCACGUCCCCGAGGACCCUAAUGCCCAAACCACCGAGGACAUUGCUGCCCACGUCUCCGAGGACCAUACUGCCCACACCCCCGAGGACCCUACUGCCCAAACCACUGAGGAUCCUGCUGCAUUUGCCCCCAAGGAACCCGAGGACCCUGAUAACACUGUCCCUGAGGACAAGGUACCGGAGAAUCCUGAUAACAUUGUCCCUGAGGACAAGCCUGCUCCUGCUAUUACUCCAGCGCCGACUGAAGUCGUUGGACCCCUGACACGUUCCAAAAGAACGUUGUUCCAAGGGCCAGCUCUCAGAAGUCCGUUUGUCGAGCCUGAGAUGACAGAUCCACCCCCGAAGAGGAUGCGAACGAAGACUGCCGGCAGAAUAACAAAUAGAGGACCCAGAGGUGGAGGAGCCAGGGGAGGAAGACCUUCGGACCUGGGCAGGAAGAGUGGCAACAGGGCCGAGAAACCAGGGGAGGAAUAG
Tarenaya hassleriana is the source of this 1233-nucleotide messenger RNA. RefSeq lists its product as uncharacterized. The record is from RefSeq and is a predicted model, not a curated record. NCBI's taxonomy places the organism in Eukaryota, Viridiplantae, Streptophyta, Magnoliopsida, Brassicales, Cleomaceae. Bases 1 to 1233 code for a protein of 410 amino acids. The transcript is spliced from 4 exons.